Messenger RNA from Daucus carota subsp. sativus, 714 nucleotides. RefSeq lists its product as uncharacterized. The record is from RefSeq and is a predicted model, not a curated record. Lineage: Eukaryota; Viridiplantae; Streptophyta; Magnoliopsida; Apiales; Apiaceae. The coding region runs from base 41 to 502 and encodes 153 amino acids. The transcript has a single exon.
AAACCUGCAGUUCCACAACAAAAAAGAAAGAAAGAUAAAAAUGUCUGCAGUCACAGAAGAAAUCAAGGCAAGUGCAACAGAAGUGUACCAUGGAAAUGAAAUCUGUCAAGUAAAAUCAAAAUUUCUUCUCACAGAAAUGGGUUUACCAAAUGGCCUUCUGCCCCUCAAAGAUAUGGAGGAAUGUGGGUAUGUCAAGGAAACCGGCUUUGUGUGGCUCAAACAGAAGAAAAGAACUGAUCACACCUUCGAAAAAAUUGGAAAGCUCACUUCUUAUGCUAAUGAGGUCACGGCGGUUAUCGAGAAAGGCAAGAUCAAGAAACUAACUGGUGUCAAGUCUAAGGAGCUCUUGUUGUGGAUCAAACUUAGUGAUAUUUAUGUUGAUGAUCCUCCUACUGGGAAGAUCACUUUCAAGACUCCAACAGGUCUGUACCGGACCUUCCCUACGUCUGCUUUCGAGAUUGAGGGUUGUGAAGAACCCACUGGUGAAGUGAAGGAGGCCUGAUUGCCUAUGAAAAUGCACAGUUUGGUUCAUCAAAUUUUCUGUGAUUCUACUAUUAUUGUUGUUUGUAUUUCAAGAAUGUACUGCUGUUAUGCAGAGCUAAUCAUUUAGGCCGACAAUAAAUGCAAUUUUGUGUGUAACAAAAGCGAUAAGCCUCUAUGUUUUUCUACUAAAACCUGCUGUCCAUUUGAAUUGUAUUCAGAUCAUUCCAGAUC